AUGGCGCAACCUGUCGUAUCCUGGGACUCAAGCAAUAUAACUGAGCUCCCCAGGAUUAAUCCCAACUUGUCAGCUUCCGUCAUGAACAGUCCUGGGGGUAUGAAUUCUUCUGGGUCACUGAACAUGCAGAACUCUACAAACCAAAGUAUCCUGAGCGCGCAGGCUGUUGAUUCCAGUCCUUAUCUUCCGCAUGGACUUCCUAACGCAGCCAGUGGUCUCUGUCCAAACAUAUUUGGGACACCUACAACACAUAGCGGCCUCUCUUUUUCUCGGGUUCCUGACCAAUUUGCUACGUUUCCUCCGCCAUACUUGCACAGCAAUGACUCAUUUCCUAAUAUGCAGAACCAAUUUGGCGAAUCAGUUAGCCUGGACAGCACUGAACAGAUUCAGUACGGGAAUAAUGGGCCUCAGGGGUCUGAACUUUCUCAAGCAGGCUUUCAAAGAUCAUCUGCGAUGACUGGGCAGACCAUUCCUCCAUUCGUACCUCCGAAUACUUAUUAUCAAGACGUCUUUCCUUAUCCCGCUCAGGCUUUACAGCAGCUUAUACCAUAUCAAAACACGGCACAAGUUCCGAAUGCUGCUAAUACCCAGUCGGCAACACUAGGGGCAACGGGCCAGAAUGUCCCUAUAGCUCCUUCGCUUAAUCGGCAGGCAUCAUUUCGAUCUCGCCCAUAUGGCCAGUUUCCACAAGCAGGGGUUUCCCCUACAUCUACAUCGAUUCAUCAUAGGCGGCAGCAUCGCACUCAUAGUAUUGCUUCAAGUUCCCCAUCUGUGCACCAGCUACAUAGUAGGACAAAUUCUCAGAAUUUACAUUUGCGAACUCGGUCUAUAAGGGAGCCAAAUACCUCAAAUGGACUUUCCCCACAUAUCCACAGGAAUCACAUUACGAUGACUGGAACAUCGCACGUUUUGCCCAAUACGGGGAGCGAGACUCAGUUGCCCCCACCACUUACUCAGCAGGAACAAAUUGAGCUCUCUCGAAGACUCCAAAUGAGAGAGCUACUGCGUUCCGCACGUUCCAGUGAAACGCAUGCUUUGCAGCUAUAUGAGGAAAACUACCUUCGCCGCCAUCGUCGUCAACAGGAAGAAGCCGCGUCGCACGCAAAGGGGCUUGACGAUCAGAAGGAUGGGCGUCCGGAACCCAAGGAUGACGAGGAGCUGACUGUCAACCUCGAGUGUAAAAUCUGCAUGAGUCAGCUUGUGGAUACUGUACUCAUUCCUUGUGGACAUGCGAUUCUUUGCCGCUGGUGUGCUGAGCAGCAUGCGCGGUCGGAUCGGUCUCGACCAAAGGCAGCGGUGCUAUGCCCGCUCUGCCGCACUCCUGUGAAGCAGAAGGCAGCUCCGCAUCUAUCUCUCCUAACCUACUACUGUAAUGGAGGAUACCAUGUGUGGUGGAAUCUACGAUUUACGACCGUUAUGUAG
This is a messenger RNA of Aspergillus pseudotamarii, 1422 nucleotides long. RefSeq names its product C3HC4 finger protein. The record is from RefSeq and is a predicted model, not a curated record. The coding region runs from base 1 to 1422 and encodes 473 amino acids. The transcript has 3 exons. Lineage: Eukaryota; Fungi; Ascomycota; Eurotiomycetes; Eurotiales; Aspergillaceae.